AUGGCUGUGAUGUCUUUUAAACAUGGUCUGCGCUCGGAAAGUAAGCUAAAACGGUCACUUACCAAGCGCCCGGCCACAGCACUGAAAGAUUUGCGUGCCAGGAUUGAGCAGUACGCUCGCCUCGAAGAUGACCAAAUCCCCAUCAAGGUAGCAUUAACUGAACAAACAGCUCGGCACAAGAAGAGAAUGGACCGAGGGGAACAACGAGGACUCACGAUGAAUGAAGUAGACAAGUCCAAAUCUCACGAAGCAGUCGUGACCGUAAUCAAAGAACCAAUCUAUCGUAUUUUGGAAAAGAUCAAGAGAGAGCCAUUCUUUAUUUGGCUGCCGAAAAUGUUGGGAGAUCCAGCUCGGCGUAAUCAGAAGCUCAGAUGCACCUAUCACCAAGACAGGGGGCACAUGACUCAGAAUUGCAGAGCACUAAAGCAACACCUGGAAGACUUGGUAGCAGCUAGACACCUCCGAGACUACAUUGAUCAGGACAAAGCAGUGGCUGAACAGGGGAACCCUCCACCAGAACCGAAUAUUGAGCACCCUCAUCGGCUGGUAAUAAAUAUAAUCCAUGGAACGACUACCCAAGAGCACGAAGAGGCACUGAAAGAAGAAAUUGCCAAAGCUGUGCAAAUUUAG
Molecule: messenger RNA, 630 nt
Organism: Camellia sinensis
Lineage: Eukaryota; Viridiplantae; Streptophyta; Magnoliopsida; Ericales; Theaceae
Source: RefSeq, a predicted model, not a curated record